AUGGCUCCUUCUGCUGUCUCAAAGCAGUCUACGCUAGGCGGCUUCAUGAAGUAUCCACCAGGGGCGUCGAAACCUCCUCCGCAGCAGUCAGAUAUCAGGAGUGCCAUGAAGAAGCCGGACGCAAAUGGCAGUAAGGCAAAGGCAGCAGCGAGCACAUCUGCUAGCGCGCAGGUCAAGGAGGAGUAUCGUAUGGAGGAGGAUGCAGUCAAAGAUGAGGAAGAAAGUGAAGAUGAUCUACCCGUAGCUUCGUCCUCUGCACGCGGGAAGAAGAGGAGGGUAGCUGAUUCCGAUAGUGAGCAGGAAGAGAAGGCAAUCCCGGCUGCGAGCAAGCCACCCGCCAAGGCACCGAAAGCCGAGUCUCAAGUGAUCUCCUCGAGCGCCUCGACAUCUACAGCUACAAAGGACAAGGCUUCUGGAGGAGCCGCAGGUAGCAAAAAGCCGUCGGAAGCAGCAAAGACAGCCUCCAAAGUCCCUGCCACAGCACCUGUCCCCGAGGUCAGUGCUUCGUCUUCGAAGACCAAGGUGCAGAGCAAGUCAGUAUCGCCCGGUGAAGAGUCAGAAGAUGAUGCAGAAGCUUCGUCAUCUGCAGGGGAAGAUGACAAGGAGGACCAGAAGGCACAUAAAUCCGUUGCCGCCUUCUUCAUGAAGCCAAGUGAGAAAAAGGCAAACGGCGCUUCCUCUUCGUCAUCCAAAAAGGCAGAGUGGGAGUGGGAGAAGGGGCAGCCCGUACCUUAUGCAGCUUUGGCCCACUCGUUCUCCGCCAUUGAAGCCACAACAAAGCGUCUUGAGAUUCAGGCUCUCCUCAGUGAGCUGUUGACCAAGGUCAUCGAGCGAGCGUCAAAGCCAGAAGAGGUCACACAGGUAGUGUACCUCUGCAUCAAUCGACUCUGCCCAGACUACAUCGGAAUGGAGCUCGGUCUCGGUGAGGGAUUGAUCGUCAAGGCGCUCGCUCAAAGUUUCGGUCGCGAGGUCAGCAAGAUUAAGAAGGACCUCGAGCAGAAGGGAGAUCUCGGUCUUGUUGCACUGGCUUCCCGCGCGAAGCAGCCGACGAUGUUCGCCGGCAAGGCUCUGACUGUCCCUGGCGUCUUCAGUACCCUGAAAGAGAUUGCGACCCUGUCCGGCAACAAGUCGCAGGAACGUAAACUGGGCCUUAUCAAGAAGCUACUGGCUGCGUGCAAAGGCGAAGAGACGAAGUGGAUCAUUCGCUCCCUGGAAGGCAAAUUGCGUAUCGGUCUUGCCGAGAGAACUGUGCUUGUCAGUUUGGCUCAGAGCGCAGUGAACCACCGCAUCGGCAGCAAGAAGCACAAGAUGUCCGCGGAGGAUCUCAGUGCUGAGCUCGAGAAGGGCACAUCUCUUCUCAAGGCAGUGUACAGCGAGAUGCCCAAUUACGAUCGCAUCAUUCCAGCCUUGAUCGAGACCGGUCCUGAAGGCCUACGAAAGUCUUGCCAGCUCACUCCGGGUAUCCCUCUAAAGCCCAUGUUGGCUAAGCCCACCAAGGCCAUCACUGAAGUGUUGGACCGCUUCGAGGGCAAAGCAUUCACUUGCGAAUACAAGUACGACGGUGAGCGUGCACAGGUGCACUUCUACGUGCCUGGCGAGGCCAAAGCCAUCGAAGGUGAGGACGCUGCUCCGACGACUACCGUCGAGGCUCCGGGCGGCUCGUCUGGCAAGAAGGGUAAGCUGGGAGUCUUCUCGAGAAACUCUGAAGACAUGUCCGUCAAGUACCCAGAUCUUCUCGAGAGCAUUCCAAACUUUGUCAAGCCUAGCACAAAAAGCUUCGUCCUGGAUGCAGAGGUCACUGCUUGGAAAAAGGCAGAGAUGGACGAGCAGGGCAAUGUCACCGACGCCGGGGGUCUGCUUCCCUUCCAGCAGCUCAGCACACGAAAGCGCAAGGGUGUCGAGCUGGACAAGAUUGCUGUGCGCGUAAAGCUCUUCGCCUUUGACCUACUCUACAUCAACGGCGAGUCCCUAUUGCACGAAGACCUCGCCACAAGACGUGCCAAGCUGCGUGAGCACUUCCAGCCAGUGGAAAACGAAUUUGACUUUGCCACUUCGCAGGACUGCAAUACCGUCGAGGAGAUUCAGACUUUCCUCGAUGCCUCUGUCGCAGAUCGAUGCGAGGGACUGAUGGUCAAGAUGCUGCAGGGUGAGGAUGCCUUUUAUGAGCCUUCGAGACGAUCGAUGAAUUGGCUGAAGCUCAAGAAGGAUUACCUCAGCGGUACGGGAGACUCUCUCGAUUUAGUGGUCAUUGGAGGGUAUUACGGCAAGGGCAAGAGGACACAUGUGUAUGGCGCUUUCCUACUCGGGUGUUGGGACGCAGAUAGCGAGAGUUUCCAGAGUGUUUGCAAGAUUGGAACAGGAUUCUCCGAGGCCAACCUCGAAGCCUUCACUGCGCAGCUUAAGCCCCUCGAGCUCACAGUGAAAAAGGGCUACUACGACGUGGGCGGCGCGGCUCCGGACGUCUUCUUCGAGCCCAAGAUUGUCUGGGAGGUCCUCACUGCCGACCUCUCCCUGAGUCCCGUCUACACUGCUGCCAAAGGAGCUGUAGAGUCCCGGGGUAUCUCACUACGUUUCCCGAGAUUUAUCAGGAUUAGGGAGGAUAAAGAUGCAGAGGACUCGACUUCGCCAGAGCAGAUUGCGGAUAUGUAUAGGGCUCAGGCCUCGGCUGCCAAAGGUUCCAAGGGAGGGGGUGGAGGAGGGGAGGAUGAGUAUUGGUAA
Microstroma glucosiphilum is the source of this 2718-nucleotide messenger RNA. Its product is annotated as ATP-dependent DNA ligase. The coding region runs from base 1 to 2718 and encodes 905 amino acids. The transcript has 4 exons. Gene Ontology annotation, cellular component: mitochondrion; nucleus. Gene Ontology annotation, biological process: DNA repair; DNA recombination; lagging strand elongation. NCBI's taxonomy places the organism in Eukaryota, Fungi, Basidiomycota, Exobasidiomycetes, Microstromatales, Microstromataceae. The record is from RefSeq and is a predicted model, not a curated record. Gene Ontology annotation, molecular function: DNA ligase (ATP) activity; DNA binding; ATP binding.